CAAUCGUGCCAGGAUCUUUAAAUAAGGCGUCUUUAGUUUCUGCUAAUUUCAUAUUUCUCAGCCGUGAGUCCAUCCUUCUCAUCAGUGCCUCGUAGUUAAACAUUAAGUGUUAUGUAACAUCGACAGCAGUGGUCCUCACAGGUCAAAAGGAGGCUUGCCUUUAUAAAAGUCAAGCAAACACGUCAGCCUGGUCCUCACUGUCUCGUCAUGAUGGCCCUGGGGAUUUUAGUGGCUUUUGCUGUGUUUCUGGAGACGGUGUCCGCCACCUCGCUGGGGGUGGUGUACACAGAAGGCGGCAUGGUUCAGGGUGAGAACAUCCGCCUUGGCCUCCAGCGACACAUGGACAUCUUCCGUGGAAUUCCCUUUGCAGACAUGCCUGGGAGGUUUGAGAAACCAAAACCUCACCCUGGCUGGGAUGGUAUUCUAAAGGCCACUGAGUACAGGAAGCGAUGCCUACAGGUGAACCUCAUCAUGACAGAGACAAGAGGCACCGAAGACUGUCUUUACCUUAACAUCUGGGUUCCUCAUGGCAAGACAGUCUCAACAGGCCUGCCUGUCAUGGUCUGGCUCUAUGGAGGGGGCUUCCUGGUUGGUGGAUCCAUGGGUGCCAACUUUCUGGACAACUACCUGUACGAUGGUCAGGAGAUUGCUGACAGGGGCAACCUCAUUGUGGUGACCCUGGGAUACAGAGUGGGCACUUUGGGCUUCCUGAGCACUGGAGACUCAGACCUCCCUGGAAACUAUGGUCUCUGGGAUCAGCAGGCCGCCAUUGCUUGGGUCCACAGAAACAUCCGUUCUUUCGGAGGGGACCCUGGCAACAUCACCAUCUUUGGGGAGUCAGCAGGUGGCGCUAGUGUCAGCUUUCAGACUCUAACACCCCACAACAAAGGACUCAUCAGGAGAGCGAUUUCCCAGAGUGGCGUUGCCCUGUGCCCUUGGGGUGUCAUCAGGAACCCCAGAAAGAUUGCUGAGGAGAUUGCUCUGAAGGUCAACUGUCCCACUGAUGCCAAGAUGGCCGCCUGCUUGAAGAUGACUGACCCUGUCCUCCUCACCAUGGCUGGUAGCAUGAGUUUAGAGAGUUCACCUGACCAUCCUCUUCUAGAGAACCUGGUCCUGUCAGCUGUCAUUGAUGGUGACUUCCUACCCGAUGAGCCGUACAAUUUGUUCCACAAUGCUGCCGAAGUGGACUACAUAGCUGGCAUCAAUGACAUGGACGGACACGUCUUUACCGGACUGGACGUUCCGUCUAUCAACUCACAGCUGGUGGACACUCCAAUUGAGGAUGUGAAGAGACUUCUGGCUUCUUACACGAAAAAAGGACAGGCUGCCUUGGACAGUGCUUUCGAUCUGUAUUCCUCAACUUGGGGAUCCAAGCCCAGCAGGGAGAUCAUCAAAAGAACGGUGGUGGACAUCGGAACCGACUACAUCUUUUUGGUUCCUACUCAAGCAGCACUUUAUCUUCAUGCUGCCAGUGCCACGACUGGCCGCACCUACUCCUACAUGUUCUCGGAGCCAAACCGACUGGGGGGCCUGGCCAAGCCCUACCCCAGCUGGAUGGGAGCAGACCAUGCUGAUGACCUGCAGUAUGUGUUUGGAAAGCCAUUUACCACUCCCCUGGGUUACUGGCCCAGUCAUCGUGACCUCUCUGGCUACAUGAUCGCCUACUGGACCAACUUUGCCAGAACUGGGGAUCCCAACAAUGGUCCACUGAGUGUCCCAGCUACAUGGCCAAAGUUUACCAGCGGUGGACAUCAGUACCUGGAGAUCCAUUCAGACAUGGACAAAGGAUACGUUAGACAAAAGUUGAGGAUGAGAUAUGUGCAUUUCUGGAGCAGCGUCUAUCCUACUCUCCCUGCAAACCUCUCUGAAUAAAGAUUUA
Synchiropus splendidus (mandarinfish) is the source of this 1879-nucleotide messenger RNA. It is a transcript of the gene cel.2, whose product is annotated as carboxyl ester lipase, tandem duplicate 2. The transcript has 11 exons. Gene Ontology annotation, biological process: synaptic vesicle endocytosis; neuron cell-cell adhesion; modulation of chemical synaptic transmission. Gene Ontology annotation, molecular function: triacylglycerol lipase activity; sterol ester esterase activity; signaling receptor activity. NCBI's taxonomy places the organism in Eukaryota, Metazoa, Chordata, Actinopteri, Syngnathiformes, Callionymidae. The record is from RefSeq and is a predicted model, not a curated record. Gene Ontology annotation, cellular component: synapse; cell surface; postsynaptic specialization membrane. Bases 208 to 1872 code for a protein of 554 amino acids.